This is a messenger RNA of Exaiptasia diaphana, 2656 nucleotides long. RefSeq names its product gastrula zinc finger protein XlCGF58.1. The transcript has 5 exons. Gene Ontology annotation, biological process: regulation of transcription by RNA polymerase II. The record is from RefSeq and is a predicted model, not a curated record. The coding region runs from base 135 to 2558 and encodes 807 amino acids. Gene Ontology annotation, molecular function: DNA-binding transcription factor activity; RNA polymerase II cis-regulatory region sequence-specific DNA binding. Lineage: Eukaryota; Metazoa; Cnidaria; Anthozoa; Actiniaria; Aiptasiidae.
UGGAUUGUUCGUUCGUUGUUGAACGAUCAAUCUUUUGUGUCCCAAAUCUUUAGUUUAGUACUGUUCUAACGGGAAAUUCGCCAAGAAGAAAAUUGAAGAAGAAUGUUCGACUUACCAGGAAAUAAACUAGMAAGAUGAGUGAACAAGAACAUAAACAUGGACAAAUGUCCAGACAAACUGAAAUSGCAGAUACUCAAAGAAUAAAGCAAGAACCACAUAGCAUUAGCUCMUACAAUAAAGAUAUUGAAUCAGAACCAAGUCAAGUGAAUGGAGAUAACUUAGACCAAUCGUUUGAAGGGGAUAGCCMCUCUGAAAUGGAAGACUUGGGAUGUGUUAUAUGUAUAAAGUGYAACAAGUGGUUUGAAUCGACAAAACAUUUGGAACGCCAUGAGGAARUAGUCCACAAAURUGAAAAAUCCUAUAAGUGUGUUUAUUGUGAUAAAAUGUUUGCACAUCAGAACAGCUGUAAUGUUCAUCAGGAAUCACAUGUGUAYCAUGAAACAGUGGAGGAAAGUGGUGAUAAAGUUUUCAUUAGUGCUCAAAAUGAUGGUAAGAAAAUARGUUCUGAUCAAGCAGAGAAAGAAUUUGAGGAACAGGAAAAACAAGGAAAAACAUCAGAGGAUACAAAUUGUCACAGAGACUUUAUAGCAGGGAUGAGUAAUUUAGAAGAUAAUCAAUGUCACAAAGACAACAAACCAUUUAAAUGUACAAUAUGUAAUAAAGGUUUUUCAAGGAAGAGUAAUCUAAUUAGUCACCAUCGUACUCACAGYGGAGAGAAACCAUUUCAGUGCACAAUCUGCAAUAAAGCUUUUUCAGUGAAGUCCAAUUUAAAGAACCACCUUUUCAUCCAUAAUGAAGAGAAGCCAUUUAACUGUGCAAUAUGCAGUAAAGCCUUCAGACAAAAAUCCCAAUUGAAAUUCCAUCUACAGAUCCACAAUGAGGAGAAACCUUUUAACUGCACAACAUGUGAUGAUGCUUUUAGAUCAAAGAUUCAAUUGCAGAUCCAUCAACAAGCUCAUCAUGGUGUAGAGAAGCCUUUUGAGUGCACAGUCUGCAAUAAAACCUUUUCUUUAAAGACGAACCUGCAAAGGCAUCAGCAAACACACACAGGAGAAAAACCAUUUAAGUGUACAAUCUGCAGUCGAGAAUUUGCAUUGAAAGCAAACUUACAAAGACAUCAUCUAAUACACACUGGAGAAAAACCAUUUAAGUGCACAGUGUGUGAUAAAGCCUUUGCAUUGAAUGAUGGCCUAAAAUGCCACCUCCGYACACAUAGUGGAGAAAAACCAUUUCAGUGUUCAAUCUGCAAAAAGACUUAUUCUAUAAAGGCUAAUUUGAAAAGACAUCAACAAACUCACAGCCGGGAGAAUUCUUUGAAAAAAAGUGACUUUUCUGGUAUAAGCUUAAAAAGCAUGAAUGAAGAACAACAAGAAAACACCACAACCAAUUUGUCAUGGUUGGCUUAUGAUGGAAAUGAAUCUGAAUUGGCAUGUGGCCAGCCUUAUUUACCUUACAGCUCAUUUGAUAUUUUUGUUUUUAUUGUGGUAGUUUCUGGUAUAAGCUUAAAAAGGAUGAAUGAAGAACAACAAAAAAACACCACAACCAAUUUGUCAUGGUUGGCUUAUGAUGGAAAUGAAUCUGAAUUGAAAAUAAGAUCACAAGAUGGUCAUUGUCUAUUUACCAUGAAGAGCUUCAAUGAGAAAUGUGCUAUAGGAUUGCGUGAUAUUGCAGAGAUAAAACAAGCAGGGCAAUAUGACUAUGAAGAACAUAUGGAUAACAGUCCUAAUAAUUACUCACAACAACAAGACAGCAGCCAAACUUGCGACAGUGAUUCAACUGGUCAACUUAAAGUCAGCCAUGACAUUGUGUCUGAAGAAUUUGAAUGCAUAUGCAUCAAGUGUAACAAAUGGUUUAAAAGUGAGAGGCACCUGGAAAGCCAUGAAACUAUAGUACACAAAGGAGAAAGGCCUUUUACAUGUACUUAUUGUGGUAAAGUAUUUGCACAUAAAAAUGCAUUGAAGAUUCAUAACGGAAUACAUAUGAAAAUAACAGCAGAGAAAACAUAUACUAGUACUAAUACUACAGCAGAAGACAACAGCAAGUUUAAGUAUCCUUUAACAAACCUGUUUUGUUGUUUCAUUUGUAAYAAAGAYUUACAGUUCAGAUKUGAUGGUGACAUAAAAGAGCAUUACCAAAUGCACAACCAAAAGCCUUUUCAGUGCACAAUUUGCAAUGAAUCUUUUGCACUAAAGACUGCGUUAGAGUCCCACAUUCAAACAAGCUGUGGACAAAAGCCAUAUAUGUGUAAAUUUUGUGCUAAACCAUUCAAGUAUGCAAGCAAAUUAAGAAGUCAUGAAUGCACACAUAUUGAUGAGAAGCCAUUUAWAUGCACAAUCUGUAAUAAAGCCUUCAAACGAAAAAUUGAAUUAAAGAGUCACCAUGAAAGACACAGCGAAAAAAAUGUAUGUCAGUGCACAAUUUGCAAUGGUUACUUUGCUUCAAGAAGUUCAUUACGGAUACAUAAAAUUGUACACAGUGAAGAGAAGCCGUUUCAAUGAGAAGCCGUUUCAAUGUACAAUUUGCGAUAAAACUUUUAAAAGAAAGAGAUACUUGAACGUCCACUUGAGAGUACAUACUGGCGAGACACCUUACAAGU